CCUCUGCUUAUUGCAUUUAACUGUCAUUGCUUCUAUAAACUUUGCAAGACAUUAAAACAUGGCUCUUGAAACAAUGGCACUGUCGUUAUCUUGUGCCAAGUUUUCAUCAGGUGUUGAAGAUGAUGAUAAUAAGGAGGCAUUUGUUUCCCCUAGAUUUGUUGUGAUUGGUCACAGAGGAUUUGGGAUGAAUAUGCUUCAAUCUCCAGAUGAGAAAAUGAAAAUGAUCAAAGAAAAUUCUAUUCUUUCUUUCAAUGUCGCUGCUGGUUUCCCCAUUGACUUCAUUGAGUUUGAUGUCCAGGUGACAAGAGAUGGUUGUCCUGUAAUUUUCCAUGAUAACUUCAUGUUCACACAAAAGCAGGGAGUUAUCAUUGAGAAACGAGUAACGGAAAUGACUUCACAUGAAUUUCUCUCAUAUGGCCCACAAAAGGAUGGUUCAAAUGUGAAGCCUAUGUUUAGGAAGACAAAAGAUGGUAGAAUUUUCGAGUGGAAAGUCGAGAAGGAUGAUCAUUUGUGUACCCUUAAAGAUGCAUUUGUAAAAGUUAAACGUUCACUAGGAUUCAAUAUUGAGCUCAAAUUAGACGACAAUAUUGUGUAUGGAGAAGAAGAAUUGCGUCAAAAUAUUGUCAACAUCUUGAAGGUCGUAGAUGAGCAUGCCAAGAACCGCCACAUAAUCUUCUCAAGCUUUCAUCCUGAUGCGGCUCGACUCAUCAGGAAUAUGCAAAGGAGUUAUCCUGUAUUUUUCUUGACAAAUGGAGGAAGUGAAAUCUAUAAGGAUGUGAGAAGGAACUCGCUAGACGAGGCCAUCAAGAUUUGCAAAGAAGGCGGUUUGCAAGGGAUUGUAUCUGAGGUUAAGGCCAUAUUAAGAAACCCAAAUGCAAUCACACGAAUCAAAGAAUCAAACCUUUCACUUCUAUCCUAUGGCCAGCUUAACAAUGUCGUGGAGGUGAUUUACUUGCAAUAUCUGAUGGGUGUGGAGGGAGUGAUCGUUGAUAUGGUAAAGGAGAUCUCCGAAGCCAUCGCAAACAUUGAGGUUAGAAACGAGGAAGAUGAAGAAGAAGAUGAUAGAAGAGAGUGUCUGAUUAUAUUUGGAGACGAGAGGAAAAAGGUGAGGAUUUCUAAGGAUGAGAUCGCUUUCUUAACAAAAUUCGUACCAAAAAAACUUCAACAGUGAUGUUGCUUCGUUUACAGUGUAAAUUACUUGUACAUAGACUACUUAAUUAGGCGGUUAUAAAUUAAAAUAAAAACUGGGGCAUAGUUUUUGUAUGUAAACGAAAAAUAUUAACGACAAGAAUAAAUCUUGUUGAUAGUCUGAUACAUUC
Molecule: messenger RNA, 1319 nt
Organism: Eutrema salsugineum
Lineage: Eukaryota; Viridiplantae; Streptophyta; Magnoliopsida; Brassicales; Brassicaceae
Product: glycerophosphodiester phosphodiesterase GDPD3
Exons: 7
Coding region: 59-1171 (370 amino acids)
Biological process (GO): glycerophospholipid catabolic process
Molecular function (GO): phosphoric diester hydrolase activity
Source: RefSeq, a predicted model, not a curated record